This is a messenger RNA of Elaeis guineensis (African oil palm), 1302 nucleotides long. The record is from RefSeq and is a predicted model, not a curated record. NCBI's taxonomy places the organism in Eukaryota, Viridiplantae, Streptophyta, Magnoliopsida, Arecales, Arecaceae.
AUGGGUGAAGUUGGUCCUACAAUCGCCAAGGACGUCACUGAAUUGAUUGGUAAAACCCCGUUGGUGUACCUAAACAAUGUUACGAACGGUUGCGUGGCUCGUGUUGCUGCUAAGUUAGAGAUGAUGGAACCCUGCUCCAGCGUCAAAGAUAGGAUUGGAUAUAGCAUGAUUACUGAUGCAGAGGAGAAAGGACUUAUCUCACCGGGCAAGAGUGUCCUGAUUGAACCAACCAGUGGUAAUACUGGCAUAGCAUUGGCCUUCAUGGCAGCUGCAAAAGGUUACAGGCUCAUACUUACAAUGCCAGCCUCCAUGAGCCUUGAGAGAAGGAUCGUUCUCAAUGCUUUUGGUGCCGAAUUGGUCCUGACGGAUCCAACUUUGGGCAUGAAAGGUGCUGUUCAGAAGGCCGAAGAGUUGGCUGCAAAGACACCCAAUUCAUACAUCCUUCAGCAGUUUGAAAAUCCUGCAAACCCAAAGAUUCAUUAUGAGACAACCGGACCGGAGAUUUGGAAAGGAACGGGGGGCAAAAUUGAUGCCCUUGUAUCUGGUAUUGGUACAGGGGGUACACUUACUGGAUCAGGAAGAUAUCUUAAAGAGCAAAAUCCUGAUGUCAAGCUAUACGGCGUGGAACCGGUUGAAAGUGCAGUUUUAUCUGGAGGAAACCCUGGUCCGCAUAAGAUCCAGGGUAUAGGAGCUGGCUUUAUUCCUGGUGUUUUGGACGUCAAUCUCAUUGAUGAAGUUGUCCAAGUCUCAAGUGAUGAAGCUAUUGAAACAGCAAAGCUUCUAGCCUUGAAAGAAGCGUUGUUGGUUGGAAUAUCAUCUGGAGCUGCUACAGCUGCUGCCAUUAAGAUUGCACAGAGACCAGAAAAUGAGGGGAAACUCAUAGUUGCAUGCAUGUAUGGAUCUUUAGAGCUUGGCAUUGGUUGCAUAGUUUGAAGUAUUUACCUUCGACAUUUAUCUAGAAAGUCUGUAUCAUUUAGAUUUAUAAGUUUAUAAAAAAUUUACAAGCAGUAGUUCUGCUAUCUUCUUGUGCACUGUAUGCACCAGAUUCAUAGGGCCAAGAAUGUGAUACAUUAAGUGCAGCCUGGGUGUUGUAUAAACUGAUCACCAUUUUCUUCCAAAUGCUUCUAUGGUUCAUCUGGAAGCUUGUAUCUGCAACUGUUGGAUCCACCAAUUGCUGCGCUUGCCAAUGCAAUUUCCUGAUCACACGAUAAUCAAAGAACAUAAGAUUGUGGUUCUGCUGCUCACCCUUUCUAACAUGACUUUGUAAUUUCUUAGUAUAUGAUCCAUGUUAAAUCCGGCAAA